AUGUUGGCUUGCCCCGAGGUGGAUGACAUUGAAAAUGGGUUUAACUCGACCUUCGACAGCACGGGCACAUCGGAUUACAUUUUUGGAGAUGAGUCGUAUUCACCAUCCUCGUCUUUGUCUUCCUUGACACCGCAGACGAUGGCAUCAGCCUCUCUGGGGAAAAGCCUUUGUACAAGUUGUGGUUUGGAGAUAGUUGACAAAUACCUACUCAAGGUGAACAACUUGUGUUGGCACGUGAACUGCCUCUCGUGCAGCAUGUGCCAAACUCCUCUAGGAAGACAUGUCAGUUGCUACAUCAAAGACGAGGUGGUUUUCUGCAAACUCGACUACUUCAGGAAGUAUGGAACUCGCUGUGCCCACUGUGGCAGGAACAUGCACUCCAAAGACUGGGUGAGGAGAGCAAAGGGCAACACCUACCACCUGGCCUGCUUCGCCUGCUUCUCCUGCAAGCGCCAGCUCUCCACGGGGGAGGAAUUUGCCCUGGUGGAGGAGAGGGUGCUGUGUCGAAUCCACUACGACUGCAUGCUGGACAACCUGAAACAGGCCAUGGAAAGUGGUGUUACUGUAGAGGGAGCCCCGCCAUCAGAGCAAGAAGGGUCUCAUCCCAAACCAGCUAAGAGGGCUCGCACUAGCUUCACCACAGACCAGUUACAGGUGAUGCAGGCCCAGUUUGCUCAGGACAACAACCCAGAUGCUCAGACCCUCCAGAAGCUGGCAGAGAGGACUGGCCUCAGUCGCAGGGUCAUUCAGGUUUGGUUCCAGAACUGUCGAGCUCGUCAUAAGAAGCAUGUGAGCCCUCAGCACCAUGUGCCAUCUGCAGCGAUGUCGUCACUACAGCAGUCCAGUCUUUCUCCGCCUCUUAUGGAGGAUCUACACUACACAUCCUACAUACCAACAGACACACCCGUGCUUACAGCACUACACACUUACAUGGAUGUGCACUCUCCCUCCUCCCUGGUGUUCCAGCCUCUUUUAUACCAUUCCAUGACACAGCUGCCAAUCAGCCAUGCCUGA
Salvelinus namaycush (lake trout) is the source of this 1014-nucleotide messenger RNA. RefSeq names its product LIM homeobox 8a (gene lhx8a). Gene Ontology annotation, molecular function: RNA polymerase II transcription regulatory region sequence-specific DNA binding; DNA-binding transcription factor activity, RNA polymerase II-specific. Lineage: Eukaryota; Metazoa; Chordata; Actinopteri; Salmoniformes; Salmonidae. The transcript is spliced from 8 exons. Gene Ontology annotation, cellular component: nucleus. Gene Ontology annotation, biological process: regulation of transcription by RNA polymerase II; neuron differentiation; forebrain neuron development. Bases 1 to 1014 code for a protein of 337 amino acids. The record is from RefSeq and is a predicted model, not a curated record.